CGAAUGUUAGCCUUGUCACAAGGUGAAAAUAACCGGUUCUUAUAAGUGGCAACGAAGAUGUCGACGUUUGACAGAAAAGCUGAAUUAGAGAUAAAGAAAGCGAAACUAGCUAUUCUUAGGGAAAACAAAAUUAAAAGAGACAAGGUGAAGAUUGAUGGAACAAAUGGGGGAACUCAAGAUAACCUCAACAACUAUGGUUCGGCCCAAGUUCUUAGGAUUGAAACUGAAGAGUUAUUAAGAACUCUUGGGAUUGCUGUUUCUGAUGAACCGUUCUCUCAGGUUUCAGACGAUCGUAUUCUCUCUAAAGGGACUUCGGAUCCACCACAUACGAAAACGGAUAGCCAGAAAAAACGCAAAAGUUUGGGGUUUUCUCAAAUAAACGAAAUCAAUGUUCCUCCGAAAGAGAAUAUAUCUUAUUCUAAAAUCACUCAGACAUUUGAGUCUUACGUCCCACAACAUGUUACUAGUGGCGUUCGUACUGGUUCUCCAAAGUUCGUGACUCAUUUAGAAUGGGAUGACGAAUUUUCUACUGCUCUAACUUUUGAUGAAUCGGUAAAUGAUACUCUUGAUAUGACUGCUGUAAUCAAUGAAAUACACAAAAUGCCACUGGUUAGUUCAAUUGCUGCUACGAAGACUCCUGUAGAUACACAAAGAGAGAACGAACAUUUGAAGCCACUAAAAGGUAAGUAUUUUAAUCCAAGAUUUUUUGUGGCGAGGCUUUAAUAUAUGGACGAACAAUGAACGAAUCUUAAGUGACCUUGGCAAUUAUUAGCCAAUCAGAAGGCAGUUGGUAUAAAGUAAAAAUAUAUUAUAAGGAACUAAUGAAUUACAGUGGAUAUUCUUCUACGUGAUUUAAAAACUUGUUAAGGUUUGAUAAAGGUCCAGAUGUUCUGAAAUCAUAAUGCAUACGAUAUAGGAACUCGUCCAUAUGGCUCCAUAAUAGUCGUCCUCUGGAGCCGUGGUACGGUCUUAAAAAUUCCUUCAAUCUCGACCACAUGGCUUCAAUGUUGUUAGUAUGAACCCCGGUAGUAGGGUACAGUACAGUGUGCAGACUAUUGUGGUGAGAUUGUAUUUCGUUGUUCUUUAUGUUGGAGAAAAAAGUCUGCUCGAACGGGGACUUUCUUCUCUCGAUCGCGACUGAGACUGAGGCAAAUCAUGAUAAUAGUUGCAAAUUGGAUUAUAAAGGCACCAGUAAUACUGGCUGCGGCGUUUGCAGUUGUUACUGAAACUUCAUCCGUCCAGUGGUAUGAGUAUUGUCGCGAUAUAUGUGCGCUUAAAAUGACACGUCUACACGAAUCAUUCUGAGGAGUCGGAAGUAUUGUGGAAAUAGAUGAAACAGUAGUGCGAAAGCGAAAAUACAACAGGGGACGUAGUAUCAAGGAAGAUUGGGUAAGUAGCGCUCCCGUAAAUGUACUUGACAGGUACUUGGAACUUAUGAUCGCUCAACGCAAAAGGGGCAUUUCCAGAGGGUGAGAAACCGUCAAGCAAGCACAAUAAUACCAAUUUUAAAGGAAUAAGUACAGCCGGGCACUACGGUAUAUACAGAUGAUUGGAGAGCGUAUGGAUGCCUUCAUAGACUUGGGUAUGUCCGUCAUGUCGUAGUGCAUAAACGCCAUUUUGUCGACCCUACUACCGGCGUUCAUACUAACAACAUUGAAGCCAUGUGGUCGAGAUUGAAGGAAUUUUUAAGACCGUACCACGGCUCCAGAGGACGACUAUUAUGGAGCCAUAUGGACGAGUUCCUAUAUCGUAUGCAUUAUGAUUUCAGAACAUCUGGACCUUUAUCAAACCUUAACAAGUUUUUAAAUCACGUAGAAGAAUAUCCACUGUAAUUCAUUAGUUCCUUAUAAUAUAUUUUUACUUUAUACCAACUGCCUUCUGAUUGGCUAAUAAUUGCCAAGGUCACUUAAGAUUCGUUCAAGGUUCGUCAAUAAAUUAGAGUCUCGCCGAUUGGUUUUUAUGUCUAUUGACGAAAAGUAAGUACCUAUUUCUAUCACCUAAUUUCUAACAGUAAAAAGCUCAGUACGAAAUUUUCUAUUCAAAGUUAGUUAAAACAUAUCCAUUUGUGGCUUACUAAAAUUUCCAGGUACAACUCACGCUCAGUAUAGAAUACGUUAGUUGUUGCAAACUAUAAGAAAUAUAGAAAUACAGUAACUUGGUUAAUGAACUAGGAAAAAGCCAACGUGACAAGUUAUAACAAAAUGGGAUAGUGUAGAGUAAUUAUGUCUGUUACUUUCAAGAAGAUGGAGUAUAGAUUGUAUACUAAGUGACUAACUGAAUAAUAUUCUGAAACCAGUGUGUUGAUGAUUUAUAGAUAAAGGCAGUGCAAGGAGUUCUGAAUUUAUUUUAUUUUUAGCAAUAUAUGGAUCCAAAGUUCAACAAAAUAGGGUUUCUUUGACAAGGUACAUUUUAUUACUAAUCCAGAGUAGUUACAUUACCAGUAUUGGAUAUCGUGACUGUACUUGAUUAGGAGACCGCGUAAAAUAUUCAGAUUCAUGUUAUAUAACUCCUUUUCGUAUGGUGGUUUGGAUAUGAAUUGCUAAAUCUACUCGUUUAUUUGAUAAGGCGAGCCUUAAUAUAUUUCAUUGUUAGGAUAGGGUUCUUUCCCUUAAUUUUUGUGCUGAUGCGGUAUGGCAACUUGGACCGAUGCAUAUAUGUGCCUGGCCCUACGUUGUAACUUACUGACUAACCUGCUUCCCUUUAAUUCUUAGAAAACCUAAUUCAAAUUUUUUAAAACCAGUAAUGUGCUUUAUACACGAGUUUCACGGCUAAACUACAUGAUUGUUGCUGCAUUUUUAAUGUUACUUGUAAAAGAUGCAGUAAUUGUUAAAUCUAUAAAAAAUGGUUACACGUAAAUAUACAGGUAUCUAAGAGAGUCCGAGUUUUGUCGGAUUAAACAUAUGAGUGCUGACUAAAGUUUUAUAGUACUACCUUUUAAGUGUUCCUACUUUCAUGAAAUCAAUUGUUUUGUCAAGGUCAGCUUAACAACAUUCCAAUGUAUGAAUUUUUACUGCAUGAAGGAAUCCCUUUACAAAGUGGAGAGACAAGUUUAAGAACAUCUGUUUUGUGUUUAUCAUAACUCACUGACAAAUUUCUAAAUACUGGUUAAUUCAACUGCUUUAGUUACCAGACGUUGUUUUAUCAAUUAGAGCAUAAACUCUUUUGAAGAGUUGAAUAUUUUCUGAAAAUCAUUGCCAGAUAAGUACUUAUUCGUAGUAUAACUCCUAGGUUACUCAGAGACUAAUCAUACUACAAAAAUGAAAAUAAAACGAUAUUGUAAAGAGUCGAGUUUCUCAGUGCUGCAAACAAAUAGAAAUUAAAGGCCUUUUCAGGGUUACAACAAUAUGUUUUCAAAAGAAACUUUCAUGUUAAAGUUUUCAGACCAAUUAAAUUACUAAACGUAUCAGAUGUAAAUAUUUACUAUAUUUCAGAUCGAGAAUGCUUCCAAUCCAUAUACUUGAGUUUCAUUAACUUGUUGGCUUCAAUACAGGAAACUGAAUGAAAAUUUGACAAAAAUCAUAAAGCUUGUGACCGAACUUAGUCGAAUCAGAUUGUAAUACAACUCACAGAUGAGGAAAGAGAUGCAAUUAUGAGAUCAGAUAGAUUUCAUCGUUUCUUUGACAGGGCAUCACGACUGAUAGAACGAGCAUUAGAUGAACCUGCAGAUAUAUUUAUUGAUUAUAGUGGUGGAGAUCAUGAUGAUACCGGAAAUACCCAACGUCAUCAACUUGUAAGAUUUGGUCGUGACUUUUUUGAUGAUCGGUGGUCAAGAAGACGCCUAGUCACAGCAUUGGAUUGGUCACCAAUUUUUCCUGAGUUACUUCUUGGUGCUUAUCAUGCAAAUGAUGAAGCUCCACAUGAUCCUGAUGGAGUAUGUUUAGUGUGGAACUUGAAAUUUCAGAAAACAACUCCAGAGUAUAUUUUUCAUUGUCAGUCUGCUGUUACUUCAGCAACCUUUGCAACUUAUCAUCCAAAUUUGAUUAUUGGUGGGACAUAUUCUGGACAAAUUGUAUUGUGGGAUAAUAGGUAUCUGUACGGUAUUUUGUUUGUUUCUUGUUACGUCCUAAUGGAUUUUUUGUUUGCUAGCAUUGUCAAGUCAUGCUUUAUAUUUCCUGGCUCUUUUAUAGUAGUCAGCUACUCAUUAACCGUUUAUGUAUGGUUGCAAAUAUUUUGCGCAAGCUGACGGAUGUUAUUAAAUCACCACACGCUGUAUAGGUCCUUUUUGAACACAAACACAAGAAUAGCUUCAUUCUUGGAUUAUGGAGCAAUCAUUUUUUCCAUACACUUGUAGAUAGUCUAGUCACUUUGAAAGAGCUAACGGUUUCAUAUAUAUCCUCAUUUUGUGUAGGUACUUGCAAUGCGACUUAUUUAAACCCAAUCAUGUACAGAUAAAAUUUGUCAGAUAGCACACUGAUAAUGUCUGUUCUAAGUUGCAAUGCUGACAAGUGUUGAAGACGGUUGGAAGAAAGUUAGGGGCAGCCAAACCAAAACGUGGUAGCAAUCCUCGAAGUCACUAACUUCUAGUCUUAGCCAUGUUGGUAGAUACAGACUACUUGGUUGGGGUCCGCAUGACUAUCGUAACCAAUGGUUGGAGGCUUGAUAAAGAAACCCCUGCUUUUCAAACGAAUGAUUCUACCCAUUGGUUAGAUAAUUGACUUAUUCAAGUCCCAAACUAGCACGACACCAUGUGUCGUCGGUGUUUGGUUAAGGCGAUUCAGUUGGUAGUAGGAUUAAACAUACUCCACUAGAUUAGGUCAACUAAAAUGCAUAGUUUCCUAUUUCCAUUAUUUUUUUUUUUUUGAUUGAACCCUGAAAUAUAAUGUAUAAGUCCGUGUUAAGCUACUAGUUUUUGACGGAUGAUGUGAGUUUGAAUCCAGUUACAUGUGGUGUACAAUGUUUCACUUUGACCGCUGUAGCUAAUAGUAUCCAAUCCAUGUUUUUCCAGUCACUUCUAUCCGUAUUCAGUUUCACGAUUAUAUGCUAUUAAUAUUUAACCUCAUGUGUUCUUGUAUGAUAUACAUUUAUUUGAUAAAUGUUAUCGUUCUACAACACUACUGUCUCGGAUAUUUUUUAACUUUACGCAUAAAACAAAAAAGAACCGACCUUUUCAUACGUUUACUCCAUAUAUCUGGUUAUCUAUUUUUAUGAUAAUUUGACUCAUAUACAAAUAAUUCAUUUCAAUUUUACAUCUAUUUGGACUUGGUUGGAAGUAAAUUUUCAUAUUUAGUAUUGAGUAGACAUUAAGAGCAAUAGAGUAUUUCGUCGUGUAAAUGAACCUAUUCUGUAGUUCAAGUUGUUAUUACCACUGUAUAAAUACUUUAUAGCUUGUGUAGACUUUAAUCUCCUCACUAUAAAUUUACUCACAGUUGGUGUACAGCUAUGUUAUCCUAUGAAUAUUAUAAAUCAGUUUAUGUUUUGCCUUUUAAAUCCAGAUUAUUUGAGGUCUUAUAAAGUGGAGAGAAUCUCAUCAUUACUUUAUUAUCAUUAUCAGUUUUUGUUAUCAAGUGUGAUAUUUUACUCGGAUUUCAUUUCUCUUAAUUUAUAUUUUAGAUCAACCAAGCGAACACCGGUACAACGGACACCAUUAUCAGCAAGUGCACAUACACAUCCAGUUCAUGCAGUUAUGAUUGCAGGAUCAUUGAAUGCACACAAUUUGUUAAGUAUAAGUUCUGAUGGAAAAUUAUGUACAUGGAGUUUAGAUAUGCUGGGUCAACCUCAACAAGCCAUGGAAUUAACACAUAGGCAAGCUCGUACUGUAGCUGCAACAUGCAUGUCAUUCGUAGAUGAGAAUGUUAACAAUUUUUUGGUUGGGUCAGAAGAUGGACGAGCUUAUGCUGGUUCGCGGCAUGGAAAUCAAGCAGGUAUCAGCGAUGCUUUUGAAGGUCAUCAGGCUCCUAUCACAUCAAUUUCAUCUCAUCCACUCAGAGAUUCUGUGACAAUUUCACCACUGUUUCUUACUACUUCUCUUGAUUGGUCCAUAAAACUGUGGUCUGUCAAGGAAACCCGUCUUAUAUGUUCAUUUGAAGAAGCUUCAGAUUAUGUUUUUGAUGCUCAUUGGUCGCCUAUGCAUCCAGCUGUAUUUGCAACUGUCGAUUGUACAGGAGGCCUUGAUUUAUGGAAUUUAAACCAAAACAGCGAAGUAAGUUUUUGAUGUUGUUUUCUAGAUAUUUUCAUUUCUUGAAGUAUUCUUAAAAGUAUUAUUACUUACCUUGAACAAACUAAUUCUGUCCCAAUAACAUCUUUUCAAGAACUAAAUAAAUAGUUAAUUAAGGUAAUCAAUACGUAUUUUUGUUCCGAUUUAUUAAGCCAUUCGUUCUUUUCAGCCAUAAAGUAGUAUUAAUGAAUGAAUUUAAAAAUUGCUUUUACCCACUCAUACAUAUUUGGGAUUUCCUGGAAAAAAUAUAUACCCAAUGAAUCGGAUUUUGAAUAAAUUCAUUCCAUUUUUGUAAAUGAAGUAUUAAUUUCCGAUUGUUCCUCUGUUUGUGCAACAGUUUAAUGAACAAGAAUGAUUCAAUUGUGUGUGACUGAAAACAUUUUCUCAAUUCAUGAUUACGUUAAUGUAAAUUUUCUAAAUGGAGAUUCCAUUGUCUUAAUUAAGGUUCACAUCCGAAUAUCCAUUUUGGCUUACCAGGCCGGAAAUCACGUGCAUAGACUAAGUCAGCUGCUUUGAAUUCUCGAAUCUUGGGGCAAUUCUCGUUCCUAUUUUUUUGUAGUCCACUCAUUCUGUCUUCGGGUACAAAACAUCAAAAAAUGUCCUAAUUGGUCAGCCAAAUAUUAUUUUGGCUGGUGAUUUAAUCAUAUUGCAGACAGUGCUCAACGACGUUCCCAUAAACCAAAUUUAUUUAUCCAAUCAAUAAGUUGGUAUGACAGAUCCCAGAUACAUAACAUUUUCCGGUCAUAGUCUUGUCACCUAAUGUGAGAGGUAGCUGCAAUUUUCCAAGACGAGUAAUGUUAGUUCCUGUCGCACUCUUAGCAUUAUAAUGUGUAGGUUGAUAUUGAGGUCGACCAAGUGUUAUCCAAGGCUCUCUAGAAAUUAAUGUUAUGUCAAACUCUGUAUCAAUUUUCAGCUUGACCGGUUAACCAUUAAACAAGAUAGUUGCGUUCUUCCUGUUAGAUGGAAAUUGAGCACCUUUUGUGGCCAAAACAACAUUCAAAUUAUGUUGUAUCUCUAGAUGGUAGUUGGAGGUAGUUGACAGGAAACCCUGGACCCGGGUUUCGUGCUACUUGGCGCUCGUCGGUAAGGUGUAUCUGUAAUCUUGAGGGAACUGAUGCUCCCUGACGAAUUCGAUCCCGUGUCACCCAGCUUCACAGUCAGAGAUGUUACCAGCUGACAAAUACAUCCGAUUGAGGACCAGUGUCAUAAAAGCCUACCUACUCUCCCACUUUCUCUUUGUUCUAUUGUUUGACUGAAUUGUGAUUACCUCGACAUCUGACAGGAAGCACAGAAUAGAAUGGACAGGUUGGAUGCAACUAGACGAUUUGUACUUCUCAAACGACCUGGCCCUUCUAUCCCAUACACAUCAAGAAACGCUGGUGAAGACGACCAGAGUAACAGCAGCCCCUGCAUAAGUAGGCCUCAAUAAACACAAUGGAAAAAGCAAGAUCGUCAAAUACAACACGGAGAACAUCAACCCAAUCACACUUGAUGGGGAAACUCUGGAACAGGUGGAAACGUUCACGUACCUGGGCAGAAUCAUCGAUGAACAUGGAGGAUCUGAUGCAGCCGUACAGACGAGGAUUGGCAAAUUAAGGACAGCAUUCCUAUAAUUGAAGAACAUACGGAACUCAAAAUAACUGUCAACCAAUACCAAAGUGAGAAUCUCCAAUAUAUUUCUAAUGUACGGAGCCGAAACUUGAAGAACUACUACAACUAUCAUCAUAAAAGUACAAGUAUUUACAAACAAUUGUCUACACAAGAUACUCAGUGUCCGUCGUUGGCCGGAUACUAUCAGCAGCAGCCUAUUGUGGUAGAGGGGAAAGCAGUUUCCAGCUGGAUAAAAUAUUAGGAAGACGUUGGAGGUUGAUAGAACAUACAUUGCAGAAAUUAUCAAACUGCGUCACAAGGUAAGCGCUAACUUGGAAUCCCGAAGGAAGACAAAAAAGUGGAAGGCCAGAGAACACAUUGCGUUGAGAGUUGGAAGCAGACAUGGAAAGGACCAAUAGCAACUGGAAAGGACUGCCCAGAACAGAGUUGACUGGAAAAUGCUGGUGGGCGGCCUAUUCUCCUUUAUGAGGGGUAAAAUGCCUAAGUAUGUAUGUAAUUUAGUAAUUACUGAUACAGUAGUGAAGGAGAGCACAAGUGAGGACAACCGAAUUAUUUUCAGUACAAAAUUACAGAGUUACUUGGUCAAAUAGAAAAACCAUACUAUAAUACCUAAUUAGCAAAAUGUUCAGUAAUUGUCUCGGACUUCAUUGUUUUUGCAUUUCCAUACUAAUUGCUUUCUAUUCCCGUUCUUCCUUUCUUGAUCUUCUCAAUCUUCUGCUGCCAGACAUUACAUUCCUGACUCGCGUUAUAUACUGCUUAUGUCAAUAUAAGUAGCACGCACCACAAGACUAGACUAUAUGAUUAUACAGUCAUUGUUAUUAUUACUUGAUGACUGAUUAAUUUUUUAUCUUAUUGUGAAUAUUUCGGUUUUGAAUAUGAUUAUUUGGAUCAAUAAACUACCUUUUCACUUCCGUUUGUAAAUAGAUUAAUUUUUAUUUCUUAUUAAAUAUGGUAAUUUAAGAUUCAAUUUCAUAAUAAUAAACAUAUUACCUUGCUUAAUUUUUCUUAAAUAUCCAUUGCUUACAAUCUAUAUCGUAUCAUCACUACCAAAAAUACAGAUGAUAAUUAGACAUACUUUCAUUCAUAGUGAAAGGUAGUAAUUAAUUAGUCAGUCCAGUAAUCGAUUACGAUUGUCAGUAAAAAGUAGUGUAAUAUUGUAAAAAUUGUAAGGAUGUGGAGUUAAAUGAAAGAGUGGUGCCAAAAUAUUACAAUGGCAUAUAUAUACAUCUAUACUAAAUAUUUUGAAAAAAAGCAAUAGUAAUGUUGGCUUAUUCCUGUGGGUGUUAGAAUAAUGGAUUAUUGAAUUUUGAUAGUAGUUGAGUAGUUAAGCGAUGAAAUUCAUCAAACCAAGUUUAUCAAAAUCAGUGUAUUGAAAAGAAACAGUGUAAUUUAAACAAUAAUGUAAUCAAAUAAAAGGCAGAGUAUUUUAAAGGCAGGUUACAACAACAAAACUAAUUAUGUAGUAAUAAUUCAUUUCAUAAGUUUAGUGUCUUCAGUAUACUGUAGGAAACUUGUGUUAUUUUGUUUGUCAAUUAGGACUAUUACAUUUUUUGUGUUGAUCAAACAUUAAACAGUUAGACUAUUAAGAGUGAUUGAUCAGCUAACACGUCACAAAAUCAAAGAAACGUGUUUAGGUUAUUCAAGAAUGGUAUUUUUUCUUUCUUUUUCCUCUUGACAUAGUUACUUUGACAGGUGCACAUGGUUGGGAAGAGAGAUAUGUGUAGAUUUUUUAAACUUUUAGUUAAAACACAGUGCAUUAAUGCAUUCUCUAUGGAUGGUAAAGACAGACUUUAUUUAGCAAUUUUGAAAUGCAUUAUUGGGGAUUUUUUAACAUAUCUGAUACGAAAAAUCAGAACACUGAGGGGGAAUCCUGCAUUCAUCUAUUUACUACUUGUAAUUCUGGUCACCAAUUUAUAGUUAUAUUCUUUUUUAAAAACAGUGGAAUUUGAAUAAAGUAGAUGUUACCAUCAAACGAAGGUAACACUGUAGGUAAUAAAAUAAAUUAAAAAUAAGUUUUAUGCAAAUAGAUUGGUCACUGAGUUGUAACCGAUGUCAUGGUGUUUUAGUCCUUAAUGCUGAUCGAGGUCUAUCAAUCAUGUUGCAAUGUACCCACACUAGUCUAAAUGACUAUAUCACACACACUGUAUUAAGAUGUUAGGCAAUUACGGGCAGUCGGUAAAACAUCAAGGUCCAGGGUCUCCUUCUGUGUCUACCUUCAACUACCUAACAUAGACUACAUCUGGUUACUUUAAUGUAAUUAAUAAAUCCGUCUAUACUUUUGCCUGUGUAUUUUCAUAUGAAUUAAAAUGAGUAUAUAUUUCCUGAUAAAGUUCUAUGCUGAAUCAGGCUUUUUAUCCACUAUAAAUAGUUUGGUUGGAAAUUUCGUCAGAAUAAAACCAUUAAUUUCACAGCAGGAAUAAAACUUUUUAACUUGCGUUAAUGAAAGUUUUUUUAAAGAAUCCUUUCAUGAUUGUUAUCUCAUUCAAUUCGUCAAUAAUAUACCAUUGAUAUUAUUGCGACAUACUUGAUAGUUUUAUCUACGACAAUAAUGAUAUACAAUACUGAUCUCUUUAAAUAUUAUUAUCGAGUAUUAUGUGUAUUUAUUGUUGUAUUAUUUUCAUUUUUGCACAUACAAAUUAUCACUAUAGUACAACAUAUCUAGUUAGAUAGUAUAUCGAUCAGAAUUGUUACAAUUUAUUCAAUCACGGUAAAGGACAAAUUAGAUAUGAGAUAGAAUUUGACUCAAUGUAAAUAAUUGUACCAAUAGUAGUAUAGUAAUCAAAGAAAAAAUCGAGUGAAUAUAUAUACCUGACAAUGACUACAGAACAACCUGGAUUUUCAAGAAUGUGAAAUAACAUUGAGCGUGAAAAUAUUUCCACUGAUGUAAUAAAUUUUUAUUUAUGUCGCCUAAUGUUUAUUGUUUUUACUGGCUUCAACCUUAAGGUUCGCAUCAUUUUACAUACUUUCGAAUAUCAUAAAUACGUCUUGAUUUAAUCCUAAUUUUAAAUGUCAUUGAGGUACACAGUUAAAAACUAUAAAUAUAUUCAAAAAUUGUACACUUCCUUUUGAGUAAGAUAUUAUUGGUUGCAAGGUUAUCUGUCUACCUAUCCAUUAUCCAUAGAUAAUUAGGAAAUCAGUUUGCCUAUACUUCAUAUUUUUGGUGAUGUUAAUUUUUCUCAGCUGGAUGGUUUAAUCGCAAGGCUUUCGUUAUCGUUCUAGACACCAUCACCAACACAUCUAUUUGAACACAACAUCACCAAAACGCCAGCUUAUGCUGUAAAUCUCUUUCAUCAUUUCGAUAUACUUCAUAUUUACACAAUGUAGUCACAUCUCGCAAAAGUUGAGGCACUUAUUCUAUUUUGGAGGGGAUUUGAACGUUUCAGCAGUUAUUCGAAUGUCAUCCUUACAAAUGUGCUUACUGAUAAUACUGUAAAUGGCAUGAAAUAUGCAAUCGACAUGCAAUAAAAUUAAAGUUUGGCGGAAAUGCUUAUUAAUAAUCAGUUAUAGUAUUAAUAUAAAGAAUGAAUUAAAAUUCAGUGAGUUGAUUUCAUUGGUACAAAAUAAAUAUAGGAAUUCAAGUUUAUUUGGGAUUAUUAAAACGGUUGACGAUUAAUUAAUGAUCCCUUCUUUUAAUUGUUAUGGUAUAUGUGAAUCUGAAUAAGAUAAAAUCGUUAUAUAUAUGGAUCACUGUGAAUUCAAUUUUUGAGGCCUAUGAUACGAUAUGAAAUAUUUUACAUAUAAUGAGAUAGUACACACCAUUUUAAAAUUUGACAAUCCGAGCUAGUGCGGAUCAACAUUUCUUCAUAACAAAGAACAUUAUUUCCAUUGGUUCGUGGAAUGCCUUUUAAAGGAUUUAACAAAAUACUCGGCCUUUGGAAUUUAUGAAAUAUUGGGUUGCAUUUAUAGAAAAAUGAUGUCUCAAUAAAAGUCGCUAUCUAUAGUACGAUGGCUAAAUGGUUACUUUUCAAACAAGCUAUCAGUAUUAAUUGUGAGUCAAGUAGACUACAUAAAGAUUUUGCACAAUCGUUUCUCCAGUUGUACUUCACUCAUGUUCGGUACACUGAAAGGCGUAGUAUUCUUAUACUACUUACGUUUAAGAGAACACUGUCAAGUCAACUUGUCUUUUAUAUGUCGGUAAAUACAUUCUCUAGAAAUUUAUAUUCGAUGAAGCAAUAGCAAACUUGUUUUGUGUGUUUAUGUUACAAACAGUGGAUAUUUUGAGUAUCUGAAUUUACAUGGCUUAAUUUUUUUAUCAGAUAGUGAUGCUUGAUAUUGCUUAUGGAGGACAUGAUAGUAGUAAUUCUCCUAUCAGAAGUAAAUAGGGUUUCGAUUUGACGUUAGCUGUUGAUAUCACACGCAAUACUGUUAUCUCAAAGUACUUUGUUCAUGUGUUUUGUCAAUAAAUGACUCAACUUAUUGGAAUUGAUGUUUGGCACCUCUUUAUCCUCAAUGAUUGAGCAACCGAUAAUUAACUCGAUUACGAGACCAUAUCGAAAUUCAAUAAAAUAUUCAAUUCAACAGUUUAAUCUCUCUAUAUAUAUAUAUGGUAAGCUUAACACACAUCAUACUCGUGCAUGAUAAGAUUAUGAGCUAUACUCGUUGAGCGGUUAUAAAUUAGAGGGUUGCGAACUCACGACUCAGUGGUUAGAAUGGAGUCUACAAACAAACAUAUAUAAUCACUAAUUUGUUCUUAGAUAAUAAGAUUUAUUGGUUUUUCUACAGGUCCCAUCAGUUCGUACAGUGAUUCCCGGUCAACCAUCGUUAAACAAAUGUCGUUUCCACUCAUCUGGUUCACAUAUAGCCAUUGGUGAUGAUAAUGGACGUAUUCACAUGUUCGACUUGAAUGAAACAAUGGCAAUCCCUCAUGCAGACGAGUGGACGAUGUUUUCACAUACAAUUAGCGAACUUCGACAGCUUGCAGUCGAACAGAAAGAGAACGAUACCGAUGCUUUGUUUGGACAACCCACUGUGCCGCCUAUACCUGUUAUUCACUGAACGGGAGCAAUUUACUCUACUAAACGACAAUUCCUAACCUUCUGCAUAAUUCCCUGUAUCGCAUAAUAAAUGUCUACUGAUCUUACGGUGUACUACUCGUUUUAACUUCAAAAUCAGCCUCUAAUUUUCGACAGCUUUUACUGUGAUUUCAAGGUUUUAAGUAUUCCGAACCAAAAUAGCUAUAUAUUGUGAUGAUAUUUUUGUCAGUUUGGUACUAUCACAUGUUCCUUACUGGGAUUUCGAACAGAUAUCAUGAUGGUUACGAACGUUCGUUAGCCAGUAGGCAGUUGAAAUUAAUUCUGAAAACAAACAAACCGUUGUUGCUACCUUGACGUGGUGGUCGGGCUUGCCUAUCGUGAUGACGCAACCGAGCUAUACUGGCUGGAACAACCGUUCCUCAAGGUCCUACCAUGUCAGACAGGUCGGUUGAAGAGCGGUAAGACUAAAAGCAACAAACCCAAGUCGUACUGCUGACUGUACAGAGGUGUGACAGCAGUAAGGUGUUUCCUUCAGACAACCAGCAUGACAGCGAUGAUGCCUUCCCACGAGGAGGGGUG
Messenger RNA from Schistosoma haematobium, 13317 nucleotides. RefSeq names its product Cytoplasmic dynein 1 intermediate chain 2. The transcript has 9 exons. Gene Ontology annotation, cellular component: cytoplasmic dynein complex. Gene Ontology annotation, molecular function: dynein light chain binding; dynein heavy chain binding. NCBI's taxonomy places the organism in Eukaryota, Metazoa, Platyhelminthes, Trematoda, Strigeidida, Schistosomatidae. The coding region runs from base 5390 to 6151 and encodes 253 amino acids. Gene Ontology annotation, biological process: transport along microtubule. The record is from RefSeq and is a predicted model, not a curated record.